AUGUAUCUCUCUGAGGUGUGCCACGAAUUGGAGGAAGCAAUGGGGGUUGUGGUGACUCCCCCAACUAUUUGUCGGCUACUUAGAAGAUAUGGAAUCACUCGAAAGAAGAUUCAACAAGUAGCUCUCCAAAGACCAGUUUGUAAGUAUGGAUAUGCAAUAAGAGGAUUGGCACCACAGAAUAAACGCCUGUUGAGUCGUGGGCAAAAAGUUAAUGCUAUUGCUGGCAUGAGCACUGAUGGUGUAGUAGCUGUUGAAGUUAUUAAGUCUAAUGUUGAUGCGGAAGUGUUCUUUGACUAUGCAAGACGAUCCCUCAUACCAAACAUGCUACCAUUCAACGGAUCUAAUCCUUGUUCAAUUGUUAUAAUGGACAAUUUGUCUGAACUAACCAGAGGUCAAUCUUCAUCAAGAAAGUGGUUUAGGUACCGUAAUGGUAGGAUCACUGCAUCUCGAUUUCAUGCAGUAUUACACACAAACCUACAAAAACCUUCACAAUCACUUUUAAAGAGUAUUUGCUAUGCAGAAAUGAAUGCCCACUCUUUUCGUAGCGCCGCUUGUGAAUGGGGCUGCUCACACGAAAAGGAUGCUUUGGAAGCGUAUGAGUUAUCGAUGAAAGAUCUACAUACUCACUUUAAAGUCGAAUGUUGCGGAUUUUUUGUUUCACAAAUGCAGCAUUACUUAGGCGGUACCCCUGAUAGUGUAGUAUCUUGUGAUUGCCAUGGUCAAGGAGUUGUUGAGGUUAAAUGUCCCUACUGCGCUAGGGAUUCAAGUGUUUCAAUACAAGCAAAAGAAAACCGACGAUUUUGUCUUGAAACAGUAGAAAAUGGAUCAAUCCGACUAAAGCCAGCACAUCCAUACUACUAUCAAUGUCAACUUCAAAUGUUUGUUUCAGGAUGGAACUAUUGUGACUUUGUUGUGUGGACAAAACAAAGCACACAUGUCGAACGCAUUAACAUAGAUGACAAUCUUUUGUCACAAUCUUUACCAAUCGCAAAGGAAUUCUUCUAUAAGUGUAUAUUACCAGAGUUGCUUGGGAAAUGGUACACGCGACAAUCAGCCACCCGUAUCCAAUCUACAGAAGAACGACCAGUAGAUGAUCUUGAUGAUGGUACAUGGUGCCUUUGCAACGAAGUGCUAGGUGGUGAAAUGGUUCGAUGCGACAAUGAGUCUUGCCAAACAAGAUGGUACCAUUUAGUGUGUUUAAAACUAAGUGUUGCGCCACAAAAAUGGCUUUGCCCUACAUGUAGAAGAAAAUAGUAACUAUAUAUAACUAAAUAUCAUGCAGUCAUCCUUUUCACACCUUUUUUGGCAAUAAUAAUUUUUGAUUGCAUGUGUGUUCAUAAAAAAAAACUUGAAGUCACUGCAUGCAUGUAUGUGUAUAAAUAGUAAUUACUCAAACGGAAUAACACCUUCACGAAGAUUAUGUAAUGCACAACAUACUCGAACAAUUGAGUCCAAUAUGAUUUGGUUUGUUUCAUCAGAUUGUACAUAUUCCCACGGCAAAACAGCAGUGGCAGAUAUUAUUGGAAAUGUUUGACGAGUGCUCCCAAUAAUCCUCUCGACGUGAAUUCUUACAUUUGCCUUUUUUCUCGUUUCCUUCACUUCUGAUGC
Halichondria panicea is the source of this 1608-nucleotide messenger RNA. RefSeq lists its product as uncharacterized. The record is from RefSeq and is a predicted model, not a curated record. The transcript is spliced from 3 exons. Lineage: Eukaryota; Metazoa; Porifera; Demospongiae; Suberitida; Halichondriidae. The coding region runs from base 1 to 1254 and encodes 417 amino acids.